AAUCUCAUGAUCAAGUGGAAUAAAUAAAAUUGCGGUCCAUUCUAUUGCGCCAAGCCUUGCAAGUAAAUCUAGGCAACUCUGUUCUGUAAUGAGUUAUCUUUAUGUUCAAUACUGAAACUACCUAUGGAGGAUAACAAUUGGCAACUGUUUAAUGUUAAUAGUCAAUUGAAGAGUUCUCUCGCAAGCCUCUUUUUUUACCUUUUGAUGUUUCUAUCAAUCAUGAAGUUGUCAUUUGCAGCUGAUACGAUUGCUGUAGCGCAAUCCAUUAGUGAUGGUCAGACAUUGGUUUCUUCAUCCCAAAGCUUUGAACUAGGUUUCUUCUCUCCUGGCAAUUCAAAGAACAGAUUCCUUGGGAUAUGGUACAAGAAUCUUUCUGGGGCAGUUGUGUGGGUUGCAAACAGAAACAGCCCAAUCGCUGAUGCAGGUGGAGUUUUAACCAUCAACAGUGAUGGAAACCUGAUACUCUUUGAUGGAACAAACAGCACUGUUUGGUCUUCAAACAUCUCUAGAAAAGCAGAAGAUCCAGUGGCACAACUCUUAGAUUCUGGAAACUUAGUAAUUAAAGACAAAAAAACCAUGCAACCUGUUGAGAUCUAUCUGUGGCAGAGCUUUGAUUACCCGUCAGACACGCUGUUGCCAGGCAUGAAGCUUGGAAGGAACUUAAAAACUGGAUCAGAGUGGUUGUUAACAUCUUGGAAAAGUGCUGAUGAUCCAUCUCCAGGAAACUUUACUUGCAGACUUAGCAUUCAAGGCUUGCCUUCUAUGGUUACUUAUUUGGGAUCAGCAAAACUGUUCCGCAGUGGACCAUGGGAUGGAUUUAACUUUGGUGGUACUCCUGUUUCUCCCACCUUGAUUUUUGUACCAUAUGUGGUGCAUAGUGAGGAUGAAAUCUAUUACAGUUAUGAGCCUUUCAACAACCCAAUUAUUACGCGACUAAUCAUGGACCAGUCAGGUUCUCUCCUGCGUGUUAUAUGGAAUGAGAGGAGCAGUAAAUGGGACACAGUUUUCUUAGUGCCACCGGACCAAUGUGACCAAUAUGGCCAAUGUGGUGCAAAUGGUAUUUGCAACAUCAACAAGACACCAAUUUGUGAGUGUCUGAAAGGGUUCAGACCUGAGUCAGAAGGGAUGGAUUCAAAUAAUCGCAAUUCGUCUAAAAAGUGUGUAAAAGAAUCAUCGUCAGAUUGUCCAAAUGGAGAGGGGUUUCUAAAACUUGUUGGGGUGAAACUGCCUGACUUCAUAGAGUUCAAGUUGAAUGAGAGUAUGCUUCUUAAGGAAUGUGAGAUGGACUGCUUGAAAAACUGCUCUUGUAGUGCUUACGCAAGCACGAAAUUAGAUGAACAAGACAAGGGCUGCUUGAUGUGGUAUGGGGACCUGAUUGAUAUGAAAAACCUAUCAGGAAAAACUAUGGGACAUGAUAUCUAUGUAAGAGUAGCCUUUUCAGAACUAGGAUCAGAACGUGCUUCAAACGGAAAGAAACAAGUAAAGAUCAUCAUAAUAUUUUCAAUCAUUUCUGGAAUGCUUGUCUUGAGCUUGGUGUUCUGCCUUAUCGUGUGGAAAAAAUGGAAAGGAGGUAAGCAUAAAAUAGGCCAAGAGAGCUGCAAGGAUAAUGUAGAAGUGCCUUUGUUUGAUUUGGCUUCCAUUGAUGCUGCUACUAAUAGUUUCUCCCAAGAAAAUUUAAUAGGAAUUGGUGGAUUUGGUCCUGUUUACAAGGGCAUCCUUCCAACAGGAAAAGAAAUUGCUGUAAAGAGACUGUCCAAGAAUUCAGGACAAGGUACUGAAGAGUUUAGGAAUGAAGUAGCUUUAAUUGCCAAACUUCAACACAGAAAUCUUGUUUGGCUCUGUGGCAGCUGCAUUCAGGGGGAAGAAAGGCUUUUGGUCUAUGAAUAUAUGCCCAACAAAAGCUUGGAUUAUUUUAUCUUUGAUCAUGACAGGAGAGUAUUAUUGGCAUGGCAGAAACGCUUUGACAUUAUCAUGCAGAUUGUGAGAGGACUUCUGUAUCUACACCAAGACUCCAAGCUCCAAAUUAUCCACAGAGAUCUCAAAGCCAGCAAUAUUCUGCUAGAUAGUAAUAUGAACCCCAAAAUUUCAGACUUUGGCUUGGCAAGAACUUUUGAAGGGGAUGAUAAAGUAUCAGAAACUAAGAGAGUUGUUGGAACAUUUGGAUAUAUGUCUCCAGAAUAUGCAGUUAAUGGUAAAUUUUCAGCCAAGUCUGAUGUUUUCAGCUUUGGUGUACUUCUACUAGAGAUAAUAAGUGGCCAAAAGAUUAGUAGUUUCUGUCAUCCUGAUCACCAUCAUAGCCUAUCGGGCCAUGCAUGGUUGCUAUGGAAUGAAGGAAGGGCCAUGGAGCUGGUAGAUGCAUGCUUGGAGGAUUCUAUUGUUGAAUCUCAAGUUCUUAGAUGUAUUCAAGUGGGCUUGUUAUGUGUUCAAAAUUUACCCAAAGACAGGCCAACAAUGUCAUCCGUAAAUUUUAUGCUGGCAAAUGAAGAAGCAAAAUUGCCUCAUCCUAAAGAGCCAGGAUUCUUUACAGAUACAAGUUGCAAUGCAAAUACAGCAACAAGAAAGGAAGAAUCGAACACUGUAAAUGUAGUGACUAUAACAAUGUUGGGAGGGAGAUAGUAAUUCCUGACAAGUUUGCCUUUUAUUUUCCUUCCUUGCUUAUAGCAUAUUGCUGCAAAACAAAAAAUGUAAGAAUCUGGAGCUUAGUUCAAUUGUUUCAUAUGGUCACCUUUAAGAGGUGACAUCCAGUAGGUUUGAGGGUUCAAGUCCCAGUACUUGCAACCCUUUCCCCUAUUCUCAAGCUAUGGCCUCUUUUGUUCCAAAAAAAUUUGUAAAAUUAACUGCAAUAAUUAUUAUGGA
Molecule: messenger RNA, 2856 nt
Organism: Durio zibethinus
Lineage: Eukaryota; Viridiplantae; Streptophyta; Magnoliopsida; Malvales; Malvaceae
Source: RefSeq, a predicted model, not a curated record